Perognathus longimembris pacificus (Pacific pocket mouse) is the source of this 1281-nucleotide messenger RNA. It is a transcript of the gene Serpina7, whose product is annotated as serpin family A member 7. The coding region runs from base 1 to 1281 and encodes 426 amino acids. Gene Ontology annotation, molecular function: serine-type endopeptidase inhibitor activity. The record is from RefSeq and is a predicted model, not a curated record. Lineage: Eukaryota; Metazoa; Chordata; Mammalia; Rodentia; Heteromyidae. The transcript has 5 exons. Gene Ontology annotation, biological process: negative regulation of endopeptidase activity.
AUGUGCUAUCAUCUUGAUUCCAGAAUGUCAAUGUUACUCUAUAUGAUUUUCUUGGUAUUUGGGCAUCAUACUACAGUCCAUUGUGGACCACCAGAUAUCUCUGAAGGCAAAAUCAGUACCUGCCACUUGCCCCAGCAAAAUGCUACUCUUUAUAAGCUGUCAUCCAUCAAUGCUGACUUUGCAUUUGAUCUGUACCGGAGACUCAGUGAGGAGACUCCAGAUCGGAACAUCUUCUUUUCCCCUGUGAGCAUAUCUGCAGCUUUGGCCAUGCUUUCUUUUGGGGCUGACUCUAGCACUCAAACUCAGAUCCUGGAGGUUUUGGGGUUCAACAUCACAGACAUCCCAAUGACAGAGAUACAGCAGGGCUUCCAGCAUGUGAUCUGUUCACUGAAUUUUCCAAAGACAGAACUGGAAUUGCAGAUGGGAAAUGCUCUUUUCAUUGGGAAGCAGCUGAAACUACUGGCAAAGUUCUUGGAUGAUGUCAAAACCCUUUAUGAGACUGAUGUCUUCUCUACUGACUUCUCCAAUGUUUCUGCAGCUCAGAAGGAAAUCAACUGCUAUGUGGAGUAUCAAACCAAAGGGAAAAUUGUAGGCCUAAUCCAAGAUCUCAAACUGGAUACCACCAUGGUCCUUGUAAACUAUAUUUAUUUCAAAGCCCAAUGGGAAAACCCUUUCCAUCUAUCAAAGACCAAAGCCAGUUCAAGUUUCUCAGUAGACAAGACCACCACAGUGCAUGUACCCAUGAUGCACCAGGUAGAGCAAUACUAUUAUCUGGUGGAUGCAGAGCUGAAUUGCACAGUGCUACAAAUGGACUACAGCAAGAAUGCACUGGCGCUCUUUGUCCUUCCCAAGGAAAGACAGAUGGAAUGGAUGGAAGCAGCCAUGUCAUCUAAAACACUGAAGAAGUGGAACAGAUUACUGAAGAAAGGAUGGGUUGACUUAUUUGUUCCAAAGUUUUCCAUUUCUGCAACCUAUGAUCUUGGAACCACUCUUUUGAAGAUGGGCAUUAAGGAUGCCUUUGAUGUAAGGGCUGAUUUUCCUGGGCUCACAGAAGACAGUGCUCUGAAACUUUCUUAUGUUGCCCACAAAGCUGUGCUGCACAUUGGUGAAAAGGGAACAAAAGAUGUAACUGUCCCUGAUGUUAGAUUUCUGGAUCAGCCUGAAAUCACUCCAUUUUAUCCAAUUAUCCGAUUUGAUAGAACUUUCCUUUUGAUGAUUUUGGAGAAAAGCACCAGAAGUAUUCUCUUUCUUGGGAAAGUUUUUGACCCAACAGAAGGAUAG